Molecule: messenger RNA, 1634 nt
Organism: Hippoglossus stenolepis (Pacific halibut)
Lineage: Eukaryota; Metazoa; Chordata; Actinopteri; Pleuronectiformes; Pleuronectidae
Product: frizzled-7-like
Exons: 1
Coding region: 190-693 (167 amino acids)
Biological process (GO): non-canonical Wnt signaling pathway; canonical Wnt signaling pathway
Cellular component (GO): plasma membrane
Molecular function (GO): Wnt receptor activity; Wnt-protein binding
Source: RefSeq, a predicted model, not a curated record
CUUGUCAGUGUUGAGGCAGAAACAAAAAAGUCAGGAGAGGAGUUGAGAUCAGACACAAAGAGAGCAACGUCCAGAUCUUCACCCGCAAAACUUUUUCUCUUCACAAAGUUACUCUCGCUGAGCAUCUCCUCGCACAGCCGAUGCUACACACCUUUACAGAAAUCAGGAUAAAGUCUUAAACUUGACAGGAUGACUUUUUGCUGGUGUGUCGCGAUCCUGCUGCCUCUGCUGAUAUCGGCGCAGUAUCACGAUGACAACCCGAGGCAUGGACCCUGUGAGCCGAUCACAAUUCCCAUGUGCACGGACAUAGCCUACAACCAUACCAUCAUGCCCAACUUACUGGGCCACUACAACCAGGAGGACGCAGGACUGGAGGUGCGCCAGUUUUACCCUCUUUUAAAGAAAAAGUGCUCGCCGGAGUUGAAGUUCUUCCUGUGCUCCAUGUACGCGCCCGUGUGCACCGUUCUGGAGAAAGCCAUCCCUCCCUGCAGGUCCAUCUGCGAGAGAGCCAAGCUGCGCUGCGAGAAGCGCAUGAAAAGACUGGGCUUCCAGUGGCCGGACCGGCUGCGCUGCGAGAACUUCCCUGUGCUGGGAGACGGACAGAUCUGUGUGGGCCAAAACGACUCCCCUGCCACCGACUCCCCUGCCACCACCGUCCCACCUGUCGUGGACGUGCCGGGGACCCAGGACUAACGGAAACAUCACGAGCUCAGAUGUUCUCUGGAGUUAUCCCCUUCCUCAUACGUCACCCGCGACCUGAGAGCUAAGCGCAUAGCAACUUGAUAGUAACCACCUAGAUAAUGCUUCUCGCCUUAAGGCAAGCCGUUUGACCAUGUAUUCCAUAUCCUUGAUAUCACAUGUCAGUCCCCUCCACUAGUUCGGUCUUUGUCAGCACUAGUUGGACAUUUGGUCGCACUAUUUGGGAAUUAUAUCGUACUACUUGAACCAAAACUCUAACUAGUCACUAUUUUUCUGGAACUAGUGGCACUUUUGUUCAACUAGUUACAACAGAAACUUUACUAGUAACACUGUGCGCCACAAUAGUAGCACCAAAGUCCCUACUAGUUGGCUUUUUGCCGCACUAGUGGCCCUCUGGACCUAACUAGUAAUGCUGAGAGUUUUACUAGUAAACUACUCAGCUGCAAAAGCUCUGACAUGUUAGCUAGUCAAACAUGGAAACUAGUGGCCUACAAUUUUCUGCACUAGUUGAACUAGUGGGAGCAAAAUGCACACUAGUUGAACUAGUGGGAGCAAAAUACCCACUAGUUAACUAGUUAAACCCUAUUUUGGCAUUACUAGUUAACUAGUGAGGCUCACCGUGUUUACUAGUUAACUAGUGAGGUCCAAAUAUCCACUAGUUGAACUAGUGAAGUCAGAAUGUGCACUAGCUUACUAGUUGAAGUGUCUUUUGACUUUACUAGUUGAACUAGUAAAAUCCAAAAUGUGCACUAGUUGCACUAGUUGCACUAUAUGCUAAUGAGGAGUACAGGAAAGGGGCAUACGUUGAACUAUUGGCUCUCCAGCAAGAACUCCACCCAGCGAAAAUGUAUCCCUAUAAAGCCUGAUGAGCUUUCACUCGUGUACACCGCCAGCUCCUUGCUUACUAUCCAUACUGAAUAAAGCAUGCAAAUGUG